This is a messenger RNA of Panonychus citri (citrus red mite), 384 nucleotides long. RefSeq names its product NADH dehydrogenase [ubiquinone] 1 alpha subcomplex subunit 6-like (gene ND-B14). NCBI's taxonomy places the organism in Eukaryota, Metazoa, Arthropoda, Arachnida, Trombidiformes, Tetranychidae. The record is from RefSeq and is a predicted model, not a curated record. Bases 1 to 384 code for a protein of 127 amino acids. Gene Ontology annotation, biological process: response to oxidative stress. The transcript has a single exon.
AUGUCUGCUACUCAGAGGGUUUUGAGGUCAGUACAAGGUCAAGUGAAACCGAUUCUAUCUCUGAACCAUGAGGAUGCCAGAAGAAGGACAAUCAAUUUGUAUCGUGCAUGGUAUCGUCAAACACCUUAUUUAAUUCAUGAUUGGAAUUUACCAUUAACUGUACCACAAAUUCACGAUAAAUUGAGGGAGAAAUUUCGUCAGAAUAAAAAUGUCACUGAUUUAAGGGUAAUUGAUAUGCUACUGAUUAGAGGACAUCUUGAACUUCAGGAAAUAAUUGAUGGUAUUUCUCAAGGAUUUCAUAUAUACAAAUAUUUUAAAGAAGAUUAUGUUCAACCCAAACCUCGGGAUUUCAUGUCAAAAUUUCUAUCUGGUAAAACGGAUUAA